UCAAUUUUGCUAUGAGAGCAUGUUAUAACCACCUGUUAAAGGAAACACCCUCUUUUUUUAUAGCUAACAGGAAGUACAGCACUGCAUGUAUCAGCACACUCACAGCAGAAGCACCGUUAGAGUGAUGUGAAAGAUGCAUGGGCAGCGCCUCAUCUUUCUGCUCACCUAUAUGGUGGCUUACGCCAUCUCCGUUUCUUUGGCUUUCAACCUUGAUAUCACACAACCUGAAGUCUACAAUGGUGAACAAGAAGAUUUCUUUGGAUACAAAGUGCAUCAGUACACAUCUGGAAAGGACAAAGGGAUAAUUGUCACUGCACCUCUGAAGCUGAAUGGAUCUGGGGGAAUAUGCAAACCCCGGCAAAACCAAACGGCAGAGUGUUUCAAUCCUAAAGAAAAUCCUUUUGAAAACAAAACAGUACAAGUCAAGCACCUUGGACUGUCCCUGGCAGUGAACUCCAUCAGCUCCAUAUUCACUGUCUGCAGUCCAAGUGUGGUUCACGAGUGUGAUGAGAACUCCUAUCUGAACAGUGUGUGCUACAAGAUCACAGAUCAACUUGAGCAAAUCUCCUCUUUCCAAUCCGGUUUCCAAAAAUGCACAAAAAAGACAGUGGACCUUGUCUUUCUAUUUGAUGGAUCAGAGAGUAUGACCACUGCUGAAUUUGGAAAAAAUAAAGAUUUCAUAGUGGAUAUAAUGAAAAGUUUCGGUAAUUCAUCAAUCAAGUUUGCAGCAGCUCAGUUCAGCACAAUUACCAAGACAGUGUUUAACUUCAAAGACUAUGAAGCUGGUAGAUUUGGCCCAAAACUUAGGGCUGAACCUCAUAUGAAGGGUCUCACCAACACACACAAAGCCCUCAAAUUUGUGCUGGACAAAAUCCUUACAAACGAGAAUGCCGGCGCCUCUCCUGAUGCAACCAAAGUUCUGGUACUGAUCACAGAUGGAGAUCCAAGUGAUAGCAACAGAAAACUUGAAAUUAUUGAGAAAUAUGAUGAAUUAAAUAUCAUUCGAUUUGUCAUUGGGGUUAAAAUUACAAAUCUGGAUAAAGUUAAGACCAUUGCUUCAGAACCGAAAGACAAAAACGCUUUCAAAAUAGAUAACUACGCUGGACUCACAGGAAUACUGGAUAACUUUCAAAAAAGGAUCUUUACUACAGAAGGCUCCAAAGUGUCUCGAGCAGGAGAGAUGACCAAUGAAAUGUCCCAGAGUGGAUUCAGUGCUGUCGCCUACAAAGACACCUUGAUUCUGGGUUCAGUGGGAUCAAACAGCUGGCGUGGGUCUCUACAUGAAGUUGAAGUUGAACAAACAGAAAAAACUAUUGAAGAUCCAGACAUGAAGAUGGACUCGUACAUGGGAUACUCUGUUGCUGUUGGAGAGAGAGACAACACCACUCUGUAUUUCACGGGUGCACCGAGAUUUGAGUACAAAGGACAGGUUGUAGUUUUCAAACACAAUGGCAGUAGCUGGAUCACAAGCAAACGCAUAAAUGGGUACCAGAUCGGUUCCUACUUUGGUGCAGAGAUCUGCUCAGUAGAUAUUAACUCAGAUGAUGACACUGAUUUCCUGCUGGUGGGGGCUCCACUGUUCUACCACGCUGAUGAGAAGAAAGAAGGACGGAUCUAUAUCUACACACUGACUAAUGAGAUGGACCUGAAAAGUGAGAUGAAUGUGACUGCACCCUCCAUGGGUAGAUUUGGCACAACCAUAUCCAGUAUCGCCGAUCUGAAUGGAGAUUUUCUUCGAGACCUUGCUGUUGGAGCGCCCCUUGAGGAUGAAAAUAGGGGGGCUGUGUACAUCUACCUGGGUGACAGUCGCAAAGGCAUACGCAGCACUUUCAGCCAGAGAAUCACAGGACAAGAUUUCAGACCUAUGCUGAGAUUCUUUGGACAGGCCAUUGAUGGAAACAUUGACCUUGGAGAGGAUGGGCUCCCAGAUAUUGUGGUCGGAUCACAUGGCGCAGCCGUUGUCUUAAGAUCCAGGCCUGUCUUUAAUGUCAAGGCUCAUCUGUCUUUUCAACCUAAGGAGAUAAGCACUGAGGAAAUUGACUGUGUGGUCAAUACAGAUCACAUUUUACCAUUGGUUACAUUAACAGUCUGUUUUGAAAUGGUAGAAGCAACACAGAGCAGAGAGGGCAUAGCGGGCUACGGACUCAACAUUUCCUAUAUGCUUGACGUUGAUCCAACGAGACCAACACAUCGAGGUUUCUUCAGUGAUACUGACAGGAAAGCUAGAAAUCUUAUUACCACCUAUGAGCUGACAGAUAAAGAGACCUGCGUCAACCACUCCAUCAACAUGAAAAAAUGUGUGAGGGACACAUUAUCAUCCAUCAGCAUCAAAUUAAACUUUUCACAAGUUGACAGUGAGAGAGCGAGUGCCGUGCUGAACGUGGACAGUGAAAGGCAGACUGGUGUUGAGGUUCCGUUUAAAAAAGAAUGUAGAAAAAAUGACGCCUGUAUUGCUGAGCUUGAGGUGGAUUUGGAUUUCGAGAGCUCAACAUUUUUGGUGGCAGAAGAUAACAGCUUUAAUGUGUUUAUAACACUGUCGAAUGAAGGCGAUGACUCGUAUAACACCAGCCUCACAAUGCACUAUCCUCCAGGACUCUCCUUCUCUCGGAUGACUCCUAAAAAGGACACAAGACCAACACUCCACAUAUGUCAUGAUCUUCAUGGCGUUAUUGACAAAUCUUUAUGUAGUGUCAGCCUUCCUGUGUAUCGGAGCAGAUCAAAGGCAUACUAUAAUGCUUCUUUCCGCAUUGAAUAUGACCCCAGAGAGUAUGAGUGGAAUGACACAAUUUCGAUGACUGUUGUUGGAAACAGUGAUAAUAUGGCAUCUAACCAAAACAAUUCAAUGACCAAAAGCCUCCCAGUAAAAUAUGAAAUUAAAAUGGCAACAACAGUGUCAGAUGGCUCCACCAACUACAUGAUCUUUACACCAGAGGACAGUGAACCUAAAGAACUGGUCAAUAUAUUCACGAUUGAUAAUCUUGGUUUGAAGGCCUUUCCUGUCAAUUUUUCCCUUCUCUUCCCGACUAAACUGGCACAUGAAUUUGAAAUGACAAACUAUCAAGUCUCGGUCCAGCAGAACAAGACUGAAUGUACACGCAUUAUCGACAUUGAUUCAAAAGAACACAUAAAAGACCAACACUGGAAAAUGAUAAUGUGUGACAGUUUCAUCCUGGACGGAGCAUCAACCACUGAGGUUAAAUUGUAUGGAGAUGUACAAUUCAGGGGCCUCAAAAACAAUGCAGAGAAUAUGAUAUUUACAGAAAAAUAUAGAAACAAAGGAGGAGUGGUUGAAUUCAGAAGCCAUCUACAUGUUAGUUAUGAUGACAACCGAUAUGUGCUAAAUUCUGACAGACAAAAGAAUGAUCAGGGGAGUGUAAAUUCAAAUGAUCCAAGAAAGAAAGAGACUGCUGUUCAAAUUGAGUUUUUAAUUCCUGCUAGUGAACCACUGAUAAUUGGAACUGGAGUUGUGUUGGGAUUAAUCUUUUUGUUAAUACUCACUUUCUGUCUAAUUAAGUGUGGUUGCUUCAAGAGGAGAUUACCUAAAGAGGAUGACUGGGACGAGGCCAAUGGCAAGGCUCAGCUAGAGCCUCUGAACCCUGAUCAGGAAUACGCAAACGCUGACAUAUUUGCACACGACGUAGACAUUCCGGAAUACGCAAACGCUGACAUAUUUGCACACGACGUAGACAUUCCGGAAUACGUAGACGUCAUUGAACUUCCAGACGAAAAAGAAGCCAGCGAGUAUAUAAAUAUUAUAGAAGAGGACAAUUCGGACGGGAACGGGGCCAAUGGCAAGGCUCAGCAAGAGCCUCUGGACCCUAAUCAGGGAAAUGGAGAAGUUGCUCCUCUACUUGACAAUAACCAAGACAACUAGCAUGGUAACGUGGAAGAUCAGCCAAACCACGGCAAUGAUGAUUAACAAGAAGAUGACACCAACCCUGAGCCCACCCCUG
This is a messenger RNA of Scomber japonicus (chub mackerel), 3953 nucleotides long. RefSeq names its product integrin alpha-D. The transcript has 38 exons. Gene Ontology annotation, biological process: cell-matrix adhesion; cell adhesion mediated by integrin; integrin-mediated signaling pathway. Bases 134 to 3874 code for a protein of 1246 amino acids. Lineage: Eukaryota; Metazoa; Chordata; Actinopteri; Scombriformes; Scombridae. Gene Ontology annotation, molecular function: integrin binding. The record is from RefSeq and is a predicted model, not a curated record. Gene Ontology annotation, cellular component: external side of plasma membrane; integrin complex.